AUGCAUAAGCUGUCUCCACUGCAGACAGAAGGGCAAUAUAUUAACAAAUCGCAGGGUCUCAGAGCCAACGGCGCCGUCCAGGACGAGAAGAAGGCCAUUGAAAACUCCGAGAAGGUGUCCAAUGGCGCACCCCUGCAGGACAAGAGGCCGAUCGAAAGCUUCGAGCAGCUCGCGCAGAUCGAGAACCGGGAUGACCCCGUCGUGACCAUGUUCAGCGGCGGCCUGGACAGCACCUACCUGCUCCUUCGCCUCCAGCAGCUCGGCUUCACCAACAUCCACGCCGUCGCCGUCGACGUCGGAUCGCCCGUCGACGAGGAGGGUCUCACCCGGCACGCGGCGCACUUUGGCGCGUACUUCAAGCUCCUCGACGGCCGCGAGGCCUUUGUCAACGAGGGCGUCAUGCCCGCCAUCCGCGCGCACGCCACGUACAUGGGCAUGUUCCCCAUCAGCAGCUCCCUCACGCGGCCCGUCAUCGCGCGCCUCGUCACCGACUACGCCAAGGACCUCGGCGCGGGCCUGCUGCUGCACACGGCCAACCUCUCCCAGAACAGCCUGCCGCGCCUCAACAACUCGAUCCGGCGCCUCGGGUUCCCCGGGCGGUUCGGCAGCCCGUACCCGCACUCGGUCGUCUCGCGCGAGAAAAAGGCCGACGAGCUCUCGGCGGCGGGGCUGACCAUCAUGUCGGAGCGCAAGCUCAGCGGCGACGAGAACCUGUGGUGCCGCGAGUUCGAGGACGGGCCCCUGGGCGACCCGGAAGGCUUCUGCAUCCCCGAGGACGCCUACACGUGGACGCGCGGGUCCGGGGCGCACCCGAGCCAGAAGAUCACGCUGCGGUUCGAGGACGGCAACCUCGUCUCGGUCGACGGCAAGCGGAUCCCGCUCAUCCGGGCGAUCGAGCUGCUGAACAGGGAGGUCGGCAAGUUCGGCCUCGGCCGGUUCGUCGGGCUCGAGCCGCUCUCGACGGACGACAAGGCGCUCGAGAUGCGCGAGGCGCCGGCGGCGGCCAUCAUCAUGGACGCGCUGCGGCACCUCGAGAUCGCGACGCUCGAGACCAAGACGCUGGAGCUGAAGCAGCAGCUCGAGCAGAAGUGGACGCGCGAGGCCAUCGCGGGCCACUGGGGCGCCAAGUGCCACUCCAUGUGCGAGGCCGCCAUCGAGGCCUCGCUGCUCGGGGUCGACGGCAGCGUCACCUACGACGUCGACCACUCGCGCUUCCUGCCGUGCGCCAUCGUCGCGGACAAUGCGUGCUACAUCCGGGACCGGGACACCUGGGAGCGGGCUCAGCAAUCGCUCUCGCGGUUCUGA
Molecule: messenger RNA, 1305 nt
Organism: Colletotrichum higginsianum IMI 349063
Lineage: Eukaryota; Fungi; Ascomycota; Sordariomycetes; Glomerellales; Glomerellaceae
Product: Argininosuccinate synthase
Exons: 1
Coding region: 1-1305 (434 amino acids)
Biological process (GO): L-arginine biosynthetic process; urea cycle
Cellular component (GO): cytoplasm
Molecular function (GO): ATP binding; argininosuccinate synthase activity
Source: RefSeq, a predicted model, not a curated record